Molecule: messenger RNA, 1124 nt
Organism: Brassica oleracea var. oleracea
Lineage: Eukaryota; Viridiplantae; Streptophyta; Magnoliopsida; Brassicales; Brassicaceae
Product: RING-H2 finger protein ATL22-like
Exons: 2
Coding region: 3-1124 (373 amino acids)
Molecular function (GO): polysaccharide binding
Source: RefSeq, a predicted model, not a curated record
UUAUGGCCUUGUCAAAACAAACCCCUCUUCUUCUCCUCCUCCUCCUCCUCGUCUUCUUCAUCUUCCCUCUUCUAAACGCCUCACACCCAAAACCUUGCUACACUUCUUCUUGUGGAAGAGGGAACAUAGACAUCCGUUUCCCUUUCUGGCUAUCCCCCAAGCAACCUGAGUCCUGUGGCCACACAGGAUUCAAACUCUUAUGUACUGAUCGCAACGAGACAGCCUUAGAGAUUCCUAAAUCCAAACCAUUUAUUGUCCAAGAGAUCGAUUAUAGAAGGCAGCGUAUUCGACUCAGCGACCCGGAUAGCUGCUUAGCCAGACAGCUCCUCAGCUUUGACGCUUCAGGGUCUCCUUUUUCUCUGUUUCUUCCUCGCAGCUACACGGUUUUGAUCUGUCCUAAAGACGAGAACGUCGUACCAUCUUUCAGAUCCAUCCAGUGCCUUGGUAAUUCCACUUCCUCCUUCUUUGUCACGGAGUUGGAACAGGUCAGUUCGAUGCCGUCUUCUUGUCAUGUCUUUAAGACGUUACAUCUUCCGUAUUCAUUCCAUGGUGACAUCAACCAACAAGACCUGUGGCUCAAAUGGGACUCGCCGGAUUGUAGAUAUUGUGAGAGGAGUGGUUCAAGAUGUGGAUUUAUAAACAAUACCACACGCCAAGUCCAAUGCUUCAGUUCUGUAAACCCAGGACUCCACAACACAAGCUUACAAGUACUAAAGAUAAUCUGCCUCUCUCUAAUGGGCCCACUCAUUGCCUUGAGCUUCUGCGUCGGUCUUGUCUUGUGCAGUUCUGAGAGAGUCUCUUCCCAGAUACAACACGCCAUGGCCGUAACACCAGAGCCAGCAAGCGACGUCCAAGUCAUCACGAGGACGGGUCUGGAUGAGUCUACGAUCGAGUCAUACAAGAAAGUUGAGUUAGGUGAGAGUAAGAGACUCCCGACCGGGUCAAAUGAUGUUGUAUGUUCCAUUUGUUUGUCGGAAUAUGCAACUAAAGAGACCGUUAGGUGCUUACCAGAAUGUGAACAUUGUUUCCAUGCUGAAUGUAUAGAUGCGUGGCUCAAGUUGCAUAGUUCGUGUCCGGUUUGUCGGAGCAAUCCCUCUCCCGCACGUGAAGGGUACUGCAACUAA